AUGGCUGCAGGCAAGAAGGCGAAAGCACAAGCGCGGAAGGCGGCCAAAGAUCCCGUGUCGAAGAAGGAGCUGCCCGAGUCCUUCGAGCAUUUCGAAUUCAGACCAGCACCAGGCAAAGGCAUGGGCGCAUUCGCAACGAAGGCCAUCCCCACUGGCACGGUCCUAUUCGUCGAGCAGCCACUAUUCACUGUUUACAGCCCGGACGACGACCUCGCAGAGCUGGAGGUCCAGAGAGCCUACGCAAAGCUGAGCACGGCGAACAAAAAGAAGUUUGAUGCUCUACGCGAUCCCAAAACAGAGGCAGGCAAAAACCCCUUCGGACUGAAGUUUUACAAGUUCUCGGCGAGCGCGUUCCAGAGUGGAGAUGGGUCGUCCUCCUGCAGCCCAAUCGGCUCCCGCUUCAAUCACUCUUGCCAGCCAAACGCCGUCUGUGCCAUUCACGGAAGCGGCCAUGCUUUCAAGACUUUGGUGGAGAUCAAGCAGGAUGAGGAGAUCACCUUCUGCUACAUGGAGCAUCUCAAUUUCAUGACAACCGACGAGCGUCGUCCUCAGCUCGAAGAUCGGCUCGAUGGGGACUGCAAAUGCGAACUUUGCUCGCUCCCGCCAGCUGAGCGAGUGGUCAGCGACAUGCGUCGCUUCCUCAUACGACGCCUGCUCUACAAGGUCCAAGGCAAAGACUUCCCAGGGGCCACUCCGCCCGUCAAAGGUCUCAAGCGGUACGGGCACGCGGCCUACGGCGAGGUGACACUGUACGCAUUGCUGGCAGCCAAGCUGGCGGAGGCAGAGGGAGUGAUCACUGGUAACACUGCCCAGUUCAUGUUCACCUUGGCAGCCAAAUUCCUCGUCAUCCAGUACUACAGCAAAGGCCUGAAGCGCAUCUCUCAGUCGGCGCAAGUCAACGUGCGUGUCUGGCUGCAGAAGUCCGCAGAGUUCAUCCAACGCACGAGCCAGGACGUCCUGGGCGAUGGCGAUGUUGACUGGGCCGAUACGCGGCGCCUGAUCAACAGCGUUGGCAAGAACGGCGAGCUGCCGCCUCUCGGUCGCUUCAAAGAGUUCGGACCGCGUGUCCGUGGUCGCGACUUCUGA
This is a messenger RNA of Zymoseptoria tritici IPO323, 1086 nucleotides long. RefSeq lists its product as uncharacterized. Gene Ontology annotation, molecular function: protein binding. Bases 1 to 1086 code for a protein of 361 amino acids. The record is from RefSeq and is a predicted model, not a curated record. NCBI's taxonomy places the organism in Eukaryota, Fungi, Ascomycota, Dothideomycetes, Mycosphaerellales, Mycosphaerellaceae. The transcript has 2 exons.